This is a messenger RNA of Ixodes scapularis (black-legged tick), 678 nucleotides long. Its product is annotated as high mobility group nucleosome-binding domain-containing protein 5-like. Lineage: Eukaryota; Metazoa; Arthropoda; Arachnida; Ixodida; Ixodidae. The record is from RefSeq and is a predicted model, not a curated record. The transcript has 4 exons. The annotation marks the transcript as partial.
AUGAAGAUUCAAGCCUUCCCGAUUAUUGCUGCAGUAGCAGGUCUGCUGUCAAUAGUGUACGGCGCUCCAGCAGGCAAUGGGCCAUAUGAACGUGCAGAUGAGCCAGAAAAAGAAGACCGCUCAUGCGCAAAAAGGGAUGCGGAAGCCCAAAAAGCUUUCACCGAAGGAAAACCGGUUGACGACUGCAAUUACUUUUGCAAACCUGACAAAGACGUGGAUUACUACGAAGAGAAGAAAUAUCCACUGGGCACCAAGUGCAUGUACAACGGUAAAGUAAGCAAGUGCAUAGAAGAGGGAUGCCCUUAUCCAAAGGAAUCUGCAGACAAUGACAAGAAGGGAGAGGAGCAGCCAGGGAAAGAGCCAGAUGGUAAGGAAGAAAAAAAGGAGGACCAAAAAGAAGAAAACGAAAAGGAGAAUACGCAAGGAGAUGAGGAAAACAAGAAAGAGGAAGAAGAAGGGAAACCGAAAGGAGAUGAGGGACACGAGGAAGAAAAAAAAGAGGACAAAAAAGAAGAGGAAGAGAAAGAGAAAACGCAAGGAGAUGAGGGAAAAAAACAAGAAGAAGGGAAACCGAAAGAAGAUGAGGGACUAGAGGAAGAAAAAAAAGAGGACAAAAGAGAAGAGGAAGAAAAAGGGAAAACGCAAGGAUAUGAGGGAAAAAAGAAAGAGGAAGAAGAA